UUAGCCGUCUUCAAGGUCUGGCCAAAUGAGCCCCGCACAGGCAAUAGCUCAGCCGGUCCAGCCACCGCUAUUUCGCCCCCAAAUCUCACAUUCCAGGAUUUUGGAGCUUUAGGAAUUAGGAUGGUUAUGAAAAUUUUGAUUGGUUGAAAGAUUGAAGAAAUACUUGUGAUUUUGGUGCAGUUAAAGGAAGAGUUUUAAUUGGCAGUGGUUACCAUGUAUCGCUCUGUGGCUGCUACUGCUACACAUGGUGGAUUACCGACAGAUAGUGGGGAUUCUGUCGUGACGCUGGACCAAGUUCCACGUUGGAGUGACACAGAGUACCGCUUUUCACGUGAGAAUGAGGAUCCUGCCUAUUCAAAUUCAUUUUUUAUGGACCCUUUGACUUCUUUGUCAGCCGGAGAGAAUAGUGGAAACAGUAUGGUUUCCAAGUUUCCCAUGGAUCACGAAAUCAACUCGAAGAUCUAUCUGUGGAGAGGAAACCCUUGGAAUCUGGAGGUGGAUGCUGUUGUUAACUCAACAAAUGAGAACCUGGAUGAAGCUCACAGCAGCCCUGGUUUGCAUGCUGCAGCUGGACCUGGUCUUGCAGAAGAAUGUGCAGCACUGGGUGGCUGUCGAACUGGGAUGGCAAAAGUUACUAAUGCAUAUGAUCUUCCGGCAAGGAGGGUUAUCCACACUGUGGGUCCCAAGUAUGCCGUAAAAUAUCAUACGGCUGCAGAAAAUGCUCUGAGUCACUGCUACAGAUCUUGCCUUGAACUUCUCAUUGAGAAUGGACUUCAAAGCAUUGCUAUGGGCUGUAUAUACACAGAGGCAAAACAUUAUCCUCGUGAACCUGCUGCUCAUGUUGCUAUAAGAACUGUGAGGCGGUUUCUUGAGAAACAAAAAGAUAAAAUAUCUGCUGUUGUUUUCUGUACUACCACUUCAGGUGAUACCGAGAUAUAUAAAAGGUUGCUUCCGCUUUAUUUUCCUCGAGAUGAACAUGAAGAAGAAGUUGCCAUAUCAAAGCUCCCUGCUGAUGUUGGGGAUGAAAAUGGUGAAACAGUUAUAGAUGAGCGAAAAAUCAGGAUAAAGCCGUUACCUAAUUUGAAAAAUACUGUUUCUAAACCUCUUCAAGCAUCAAUGGAUCUUCCUGUCAGUGACAUCGGAUUAACAAGAAGGAACUCGCAAUAUUGGACUGAAUAUCUAGAUCCUGCUUUCAUGUCCUUGAUUAAAGAUCCAGAUGAACGGCGCAAGGAACAAUGGGAAAAGACUGCUCAAGCCAAACGUGGAUGGAAUUGUGGUAAAAUGCUUGGAUUGGGUGACCUUGGGGGACCUGCAUUGUCAGCAGCUGAAGAAUACUCGCUUCACUCCCGAUAUCUUGCUAAAGCAAAUUCUCUUAACCUUUCUGAAAUUGCAGAAAUGAAAAUUGUUUAUCGAGGGGGGGUUGAUAGUGAGGGUCGCCCAGUGAUGGUGGUUGUGGGAGCACAUUUUUUGUUGCGAUGUCUUGAUCUGGAACGCUUUGUGCUCUCUGUGGUAAAGGAGUUUGAGCCCUUGAUACAGAGGCCUUAUACAAUUGUUUACUUUCAUUCUGCGGCUUCUUUACAGAUGCAACCAGAUCUUGGAUGGAUGAAGAGAUUACAGCAAAUACUUGGUCGAAAACACCAGCGUAACCUUCAUGCAAUAUAUGUUCUCCACCCGACAUUUGGACUGAAGGCUGCAAUUUUUGGUCUGCAGCUAUUGGUAGAUAAUAUGGCAUGGAAAAAGGUUGUGUACGUUGAUAGACUGUUGCAGCUAUUCAGAUAUGUUCCUCGCGAGCAGCUAACCAUUCCAGACUUCGUAUUCCAGCAUGAUUUGGAAGUGAAUGGAGGGAGGGGCCUAAUUGUGGAUCCCAGAACAAAAUAUGUAUACCAUCGACCAUAAUUAUUGCAUCUCAAAACUGGAAGGAGCGGUUGAGCGAGCAUUUGGGGGUUCAUUUCCUUCGGUUCGUUCUCUUUUAAUGUUCAAAGACAUUGGGGUCGUGUUGCUUUUACAAGUCAGAUUCUGCCCUUUCGUCCAUUCUCUCCCAUAUUCUAUUUAUUGUUUGUAGAGUUCCGUAGACUCAAAUAAUAUCGAGCAGUGUUGUGUAUUAUGUCUGCAUCUUGUAAUAAAGGUUUCCCCCGCAUGUAAUUUCUUGUGCCUGUGAUGAGUUAAGGCUAAUCAUACAUUAGAAUGGAUCAAGCAUUAUGGAGUUGUGUUUACUAUAAACUUUGAAUCAUUGCUGUUUCUGUG
This is a messenger RNA of Diospyros lotus (date-plum), 2244 nucleotides long. RefSeq lists its product as uncharacterized. NCBI's taxonomy places the organism in Eukaryota, Viridiplantae, Streptophyta, Magnoliopsida, Ericales, Ebenaceae. The transcript is spliced from 15 exons. The record is from RefSeq and is a predicted model, not a curated record. Bases 214 to 1896 code for a protein of 560 amino acids.